Molecule: messenger RNA, 360 nt
Organism: Tricharina praecox
Lineage: Eukaryota; Fungi; Ascomycota; Pezizomycetes; Pezizales; Pyronemataceae
Exons: 2
Coding region: 1-360 (119 amino acids)
Source: RefSeq, a predicted model, not a curated record
AUGACUCGCUCCCACAAGCACAACGAUAUCCCUAAAAACACCGAUGAACCGGCCCCCGACAAGGCCAUCCCCAAGUUCUUCGGAAAGCACGGUUUCACCGACCAAGCUCCCAACAAGGUCAAGAAGAAUGGAGGCGGCAAGGGCAACUGGGGCCACGACGGCGGCGAGGUCGAGGAUCUGGAGGAAUACAUCUCGUACAAGCCGCGUCGUCGCAGCAACUCGAUCAGCCAUGCCGAAGCCAUGAUGCCAACCAAGUUCGACCAGAACGACCCCGAGCCCGUCUUCGAGGAGGAGCUCGAGACCGUCGAGACAAACACCUCCACCACCUCCACCACCUCGGCUUCCUCCGCCAAGGCCUAG